UGCAUCCUGUCUAUUCAAAGAGACGCGUCCUUCCUCGGCACGCCGCUUUGUGAGCAGGAACAGCCUUUAAAUAAUCACCACGACUCUGGCCAGGCCGCCAACGGUGACCGGAAAGUCUCCGAAGGCGAUAUCCCAGGGACCUCUGUUGUCGUUUGCCUUUAUUACCUAAUUAUUUAUGUUUUGGUCCUAAGUAAGAUGGCUACUGACUGUUCCCUUCCCUUUUCCUGAUCUACACAGCGGAGCGCUCUAAGCGCUUCUGAGCAUGAAGCGGUUCAACGCUUGUUUAUAUAGACUGAGUGCAGACUACGGGGUUGCUCACUCAUAAAGGCAGGGGCUGACUGACUGGAAGGUGGGACAUGGAGCUCUGUAGUAAAACGCUCAUUGGCUAUUCAAGACAGUUAUAUGAAUAAUUAAUUUUACCAGACGUACAGCCAAUGAGAAAGCACGUUUAUUUUUUGGACGAAUCAAAACUAAAGGCGGGCGUUAGUUUAAUCUAAACUCACUCCGAUUGGCUUUAUCAAAACGGAGUAGGCGGCGCGGCGUGUACUUUGCGAGCAAUAUAUGAAUAUUCAAUCAAAAUCCUUUUGAUUCGUUCUUUGUCUUAUUAAUAUUGAGUAGUGCAACACGGAGAUCCAAUGGCUGCGAAGAAAUGAACCUUCUUAGAAUAAUUUCAACAAAACCCGCCCUGCUUCCGAUAUUUGCCGAGUGUGGCCGAUGUGAAUUUCUUCCCUCAGAGCAAAAAUAAAAAAAAUCUCUGUUCUCCCGUUCGUCUCGCUCUAGAUCAGCCUGGGCUCUAAGAAAAGAGGCUCAGGGCUGAGGCCUGUUAAGACCUUUGAUUAAACAAGGAAAAAUGGUCGAAAUACAUGAUGUUUUCAUACAGAAACACUGUAUAAUGGAUUAUUUUCGAGUUACUUUAGAAAGACGUCGACUUUUCGGGUUUUCGUCCUCUGCAUUUUUGGAUCUCUGGGACUUUUUUGCAAGCCUCGGACUCGCCUGCGAGGGAUGGCCGGCCAAUGGACUUGAUUUUCCGUACGCCCUGUAGGAAAGUCUCGGGGGAGCCUUAAGUGUCAAUUUAACGGCGGUUUUUUAACUGGUGUUGAUACAUUUUACAUAUUCGUGCUAUUUUGGUGAUUUAAAUCCAGUUGACCUGUUCACUUGUUGUCACGCUUUCAAUAUUUUUGUUAAAAUAUGAAACAUUGUCGUAGGCCACGUUUUGAAAGUAGUCUGAAAUGCUGUGGGUUUUGGCGGUUGAAUUAGAUCAGUUCCCUAGUUAUGUAGUUGGUUACUAACUUGAAUAAUUAUAAACUAGGAUUUAGACAAGUGAUUUACUAGCCACUUGUUUGCCUUUUUGAACAAUAACGUUCACAUUGUGCGUUCAUAGCGCUACAACCGGUGUUAUAACGUUAGCUAGCUUAAGGUAGGACUUUGCCGACAUCGACGGUCCAGCAGAGGAAGGCAUCACUGGAGCCCAGCAGCAGAGAUACAUGCCACAUCUGCAGAUUCAUUAUUGACCAGCUGGCUCCCUCCUCUGGCUCAUAUGGAGAUCGAUCGGCGGUGCGAGGACAUUGCACAACCACAUUUUCAAUGCGGAAGUGAGUCCCGCAGGCCAGGCGGAAGUGCGCCCUCUACUGCCCCAAGGAGGCCAGUGCACGGAGGCCUGGUGUGUCAGCUGUAGCUCGGCCACAGAAGCAGGAUUUGCUGCGUCCUCCCUGUAAAGCCGCUGCUUCCUCUUUAAGAAAUCACCGACAUUUGAACCCCUCGAACGUCGCUCGGCUUCCCACUUUGAUCUCAGCCCAAGUCAGCUGGAGAGCAGACACGUUACUUCUAGUUUUAAUUGUCCUGUCCUGGAGCCACUCACGACUGCUGUCAUGUGUCGCGUUUGCACACACCCUGCAUGCUUUGAAAACGUGCAUGAGUUGAGAGGACGCGCGGGGAGGAGGAAAAAAAAAAAAAAGUUCGUCUAACUUGAAGAGCCGGAGAGGUCACAGGAACAACACCCAAUCCCAGAGCGGUUCCCAUGGAGACAAGUGUGGCAGCGUACAAUGAGGACGUGCGCAUACACAGACCGAGGGGGAGAGAGAGAGAGAGAGAGAGAGAGAGAGAGAGAGAGGGAGAGGGAGAGAGGGAGUGUGAGGGGAGAGAACACAUCGCAGCAGAGAUGCAGCAGGAGGUUUUCCGAGGGAGCAGAAUUAUGGGAAUUACGUGCUGGGCUGAGAGCUAACAGAGCAUGGAGAGUGUGGCGUUCAGGACAUGGGCAGGUUCGCUGGUGCGUGGAGCGGCAUGCGAAAACACCACGAUUUCGGGGGCUGGUCAUGGUGUCCGGUGAGAAGGUGUGGGACCCCCUCCAUGCGGGCCUUAUUCAGACGAGUCUGAGUGAGCAACACCUGGAUGCUGGGCUAAAUCCCCUCUGCAGCUUCACACAUUGUGCACCUAAGGACACCAAGUGCCGCCAGAUUCAGCAUUCAUCACCUUUGUCUUCCUUGUUAGCGGCAGUAGAGACCCUUCACCCAGUUCGGGCCUCCUCACUUUUACACAGAGAGAUCGAAGGACUACACAAACCAGUCUGCUGUCUUGGAGUCGCCUCCCAGCCUGAAGAAGAGGAGGAGGAGGAAGGGGAAGCUGAGCAGUUGGAGAUGAAGGGUAAAAGGCAUGGAGGCCGGGGAGAGGCUAUGAUGGAGGACAGGCUGGAGGACAUGGCUGAUGGACCUAAAAAUGCAAAGAUCACCCUAAGCUUCCCGCUCAGUGCCGGCCCUCUUCCAGCCUCUCUGACAUCUCCAAACCAUUGUCGCAACUCCUCCUCAUCCUCAUCUUCCCCCCACCGACGGCGGCCAUCCUCCAAGAGUUCAGAUGAGGCAUCGUUGUGGAAACUGGAUGCUACCAUGGACGUAAAGCACAGACCUUUUAAGCCCCCGAGGCACGACAGCUCUCCGUCCUCUUCACCGUCCUCCUCCUCAUCUCCCAUGACUGUUCAUGCACUUAUCAGGAAGGAUAUAAAAUCCCCGCCUCCUCUGAAGUGCUCCAGACUCAAUACAGAGACUCAGUUUCACAGGUCGCCCCCGAGAUCCUCCGGCGGGUCUUUAGGGGGUGGUUAUAGCAGUGAUGGAUGGGAUGAGAGGCACAGGUUGGCCAAUGGUACAGCAUCACCCUCUCAAACUGCCCAGAUCCUCUUUAGUCUGGGCACAUCAGCCUAUCAGAGAGGAGGGGACGCAGAGAGGAGAGAGAAAAUAACUGGAAGGCCAGCUGGGAAAGUGGGAAGCCCUCAUGGACCAAGUCUUCACCCACCCACCCUCCAUCUCCCUCCCCCCUUACCGCCGCCCCCUCCUCCCCCAUCAGAGGGUCUUACCGCACCCCCACACUCUUCCUCCUACUCCCCUACCGACAGCCUGAAGCCCGAGCUGAUCUGCGGCGUCUGCCACCGGCUUUUCAGCUCAGCCUCCUCCCUGACGGUCCACAUGCGGCUGCAUCGUGGCAGCCGCGCCCUCAGUUGUCGUUACUGUGGCAAAGUCUUCAUCCACAGCAAGAGGCUGCAAUCCCAUGAGGCCGCCUGCAGGGUGCCAAGCCUACCCUCCAACAGCCUGGGCCCUCCUCCGCUCACUGUGCAGCCAAAGGAGGAGCCGCUGGAGGACGGUGAGGUGAGAGUGGAGGGGGGAGUGAUUGUGGGAGAAACAGACAUCAGUAAGGCGCGGCCAGGGAAGAAAGCACGGAGCCUCCUGGCACGUAUCCAAGGUGAUGAUGCAGCAGCCACAGAGAUACUCGAGGGUGAUGAACACCAUUUUGUGAAGGUGGUAGAUGGCAAUGUCAUUUACUUCUGCUCUGUGUGUGAGCGUUCCUACAUGACUUUAUCCAGCCUGAAGCGUCACUCUAAUGUGCACUCAUGGCGCCGCAGAUAUCCCUGCCAUUACUGCGACAAGGUCUUUGCCCUGGCUGAGUACCGCACAAAGCAUGAGGUGUGGCACACAGGAGAGCGACGCUACCAGUGCAUCUUCUGUUGGGAUGCCUUUGCCACCUACUACAACCUCAAAACACACCAGAAGGCCAUUCAUGGGAUUAACCCCAGUCUCAUCUCCAGUGAAAAGACUGCUAAUGGGGGUUACAAGCAGAAAGCGAAUGCCCUCAAGCUUUACCGCCUUCUCCCCAUGCGUUCCCAGAAGAGACCCUACAAGACCUACAGUGACAGUUUGCAUAAUGGCCUGCUCCUGCCACCAACUGAAACACCUUCCCUCUCCCUGCCUGGCCUGGGCUGUGCUCUGGGCCCAGGGGACCUACAAAGUCUCAUCAGUGGGGCCCAUCCUCAGAGUGUAAAGCCUGACCCAGAUGCCUUCCCCGAUGGCUUCCCUGUUUCUGUGGCUGAGCACAGGGACCUCUCCACACUAACACCCCUCCCCCAAACGGACAUGCCCCAAGUUAGAAAACAUGACAGUGAGGCCCUAGAGUUGGAGCAGGGUAGAGGCAGUGGCAGCUUCAAAAUGUCUAGUAGCAGCAAAACCAAAACUCCCAAGAGUGGCAGAGGCACAGAAACAAGCAUGCCUUCUGUGAUAACAUAUGGCCAUACAAAACCCUCUGUCAUAGUUCAUGGAACAGCGGUGUCAUCCUCUGUCAUUGUGCACAGCAACCAGGUCACCUCUGGAAGUGAAAAAAGUCCGUUGAACAGCCCCUCCCCUGACAACAGCAGCAGUCAGACUUCACACAAGAGCAGUCCCAGGCCGAUCAAAACACAAAGAGAUAGUGCAGAUAGUCAUAGAAAGAGGUCAAGAGACAGUUCAGAUACCACAGACGAGCGCUCAGGAGGUAGACAGGAUGCAGAGACAGGCAGAUUAUUUCACAGAUCACGCAAGUCCCACAGCAAAAGUGAGAUCUCUAGCUCCAAGCAGCUGUCAGCAUCUGUAGGGUCACAGGUCAAAGAGGCAGGACCACUGUGCCAGAUCACUGUACGUAUCGGUGAGGAAGCAAUAGUGAAGCGCAGCAUCUCUGAAACAGACCUUAGAAGAGACAAGAGCCUUUCUCCCCCGAAAACCAAACGGUGUGAGACAUCAUCUGUGCGGGAAGCUAAGGAACCACGCCAUUCUCACUCCCACCACCAUCACCAUAAGCACCGCCUCCACCGCAGAGCCAGUUUGGAAGAAGAAGAAGGUGAAAAGGAAGAAGGAGAAUGUGAGGAAGAGGAGGAGGAGGAGGUCAGGAAAAAGAGCUCCAAAUCCCCUGAUGAAGUGAGGGAGUACUACUUCCGACGGGAGGUUCGCGAGCAGGAGAGCGACCAUGACACGCAGGAUAAUUUAUGGAGGCCUUACUACUCCUACAAGCCUAAGAGAAAGGCCCAAGCACACCUACAGAGGGUCAAGAGCUGGCAAAGGAAACUGAAGUUUAAGCGUUCCAUUCGGCUGAAGAGGAGAGCAGAGAGGCUCAAGAACCAUAUGAAUAAAGAAACGGAUAAAUCACAGGACGAGGAAGAGGAGGAUGGGAAGAUUGUGGAAGCUAAAAAAGUGUCAAAAGCCAACAGAGACAAGGGAGAGAGGAAAAAGAAAGAUUAUCUCUCCACCCCUUUAAAGGAGAAAAACAAAGAUGCAGAAGAACAAGUUAAGGAGGCCCGUCAUGACCUCGCCGCUCCUCCUCUGCCCUCUCCAAAGCCUCCUGUCUCUACCUCAGUGGCUCCUACGGGAAUAAAGAGGCGGCCUUGGACUAAUGGGAAUGCAGCAGAGUGUGGUACAUGUGGCCGCUGGUUCUCAAGCCCCAGGAAGCGAGACAAACACGAGCUGAGCCAUCUGCUGGAGUUUGUAUGCCUCUUCUGCCGAGCCACUUUCCCCUCAAGGGAUAAAUUGGAAGCCCACCAGAGAGCCCAGCAUCCCAAGCCUACCGAGGCACUCUCUGUACUCCCUAAAGUGGCACUUGGUGAACAAGUUGAAGGGGUUGGGGUUAAAUCUCCACCAGAGAUGGCAAAGUAUGAUGAAGAAAAAGGAGGGCAAGUAGGCUUAGUAGGGAGUAAUUCUAGCCCAAGCCGUCUAAGCAGAAGAGCAUUAUCACGACACACCUGUCCACAGUGUCAUAAGGUGUGCAAGACCUCUUCAGCACUGACUCGCCAUAUCCGACGCCAUGAGUUAAGCAGUUCCCCAGAAAGAGAAAAGGACGAUAAAGAAUCAGAGCCAAAAACAACAGAGACAGUUGUUAACACUGUUUGCAGAGACCUAGAGACUGAUAAAGGACAGGUUCCCAGUGCUCUCUCUGUUUCAGUUAUCAGUUAUUCAACACCAGACCCACCUGGCAGUGGUGACUGUUCGGCAUCACAGCAGCAUAAAGACCAUCUCAGUGAACUGGCAGAUGAGCAUCACAUGUCAGAAUUCAGCGACAAACCUGAAUUGACAGAGCUCACACAUCCAGCUCUGGAGAGAGAGCCCAGCCCACAAAUUGCAGAACCCCUAUUAGAAAGCCCGGUAAACUUUACGCCAACUAAACAUGAUUUCACGCCUGCCACACCCUCAACUCUCCAAAGUGUGCUUGUCAUGAAUGGACCUGAAUGUCUGGACUACCGCACCCCCAGCAAAAAGAACCUCGACAGCCAGAUCCACAGAAUACCCAGCCCUGCGCACAUCGCGGCAUCCACCAACACCUCUCCAAAUGUGCCCAUGACAUCACAGACCAGAAUAACCACUGCUGCUCCUCCUGUUUCCAUGACAACAGCGCUCAUCUCUGAGGGGGGAUUCAUGAAACGGGAUGGGGUCAUUAUGGACAGAGAGAGGCAGGGUGGGAACAGUGUAUUUUUACGUGGAACCUACGAGGAACCACCUCUGGUCCAAGAUCUCAGAGUUCAGUCCCUGUCCAGGUGUCCCUCUCCCGAUGAAGCACAAGACCUGACCAUGUCCUCUAUUCUAGCUAGAGAGAGGGAGAUAGAGAGGCAGAGAGAGAAAGAGAGGGAGCUCGAGAGACAGAGAGAAAGGGAGAGGGACAAAGAAGUGGUGACAGAGAGAGAAACAGAGAUAGAUAGGGGCCCGCAGAUGAGUAGAGUUGCACAUGCCCCAGAGGAGCAGAUUUCUCUGCUGGUGCCUAAAGAGGAGCCCUUGAGCCCUGUGCCGUCCCCCCAGCAUAUCCCCACUCAAACCACUAUGAAUGGACCCUCCUCACACAGGCACACUCCCAAGUCCCCCUGUCGAUCCCCCUCCACUAUCGGACUGUUAGCUCACGCCAACCGACAGGUUCACUCCACUUCACAAGGACUUGACAGGCUCACACUGCCCACAGGAGCAGCUGGUGCCGGUGACCGCCCCUCUGCCCACGCUCUGCUUCUCCCCCGAGCCCCCCAACCACCUGAGCCUGAACACCAGGACACUGUUUCUUCCAGAGAUUCCCAGCAGGGGGACACCACCCCUGUGGGCUACCCUUCCCAGAAUUAUCCCCUACCCCUCAUUGUGCCGGACAGCUACCGCUCUGGUAAGAAGCAGGAGGACAAUCUGCUCAUGUCCUCUUACCCCGCUGGAGCGCUUCCCUUUGGCCCACUGGGAAAAAUGAUGGUCCCCAAUGGCGGCGACCUGGCUAAGCUGCCAUUUUAUCCGGACCCUUACCAGCUGCUCUAUGGGCCCCAGCUGCUGGCCUAUCCUUAUAACCUGGCAGCUCUUCCUGUGGCUCUGAAUAUGAUGGCACCUGGAGGGGACAAGGUGGAGCCUCUGCCUUUCCUCCCUGCCAUCUUCAACUACGCAGCCGCUGCUGGACCCUACAUGGGCGCAGCCCCUCACCCGCUUGUGGCCAAUCCCAGCCUCUACAGCAGCGGCAGCGGCAGCAGCAAGAAGCAACGAGACAGCAGCGGCAGCAAACCGUAGGACACAGAAGCACUCUAAGGAAUAUAAUUCAAUGGGGACUGCCUGGCCUUUUGAGGAUGGGAGUGGGAGGGGUGCGUGCUCACUGGGUCACUGAGUACACUCGCACAGCACCCCUGCCUCUUUUUUAUUCAGUAGAGAUCAGAGCUAGGCAUUGAAACAGGAGUUGGAUGAAGGGAGAAGGAGCAAAGAAACGGGGAGAGAGGCUGAUAUUAUAGUGACGUAUCAUCACUCCCCUAUCUUUACUCUUGCUCACCUUUCUCUGUGUCUCUCCUGUCUUGCUGUAGUGUGUCGUAGUUCUAGAGCUUGAUUAAUCUUCCUCCCUGACUCAUUAUAUUAUCUAUAAGAAUAAGAACUGCUAACAGGGUGUAUGUUAUGUGAAAAAUUAGUUCAGUCUGCUUCCCUUUAUAGUCACCGCAUAACCAGGAUAAAUGCUCUUCAGGGAAGGUUUGUGUGGGAAAGGAUAAGGGAUGAGACAGAAGGGUCCUUACUCAACACAGUUGGAGGUGGCGCAUCAAGCAACUCAGACCUUGCGUGUAUUUGUAUGAGCAAAUGCAGGUGUAUCCUGUUGUUAAACUGUCCAUGAACGUUAUAUAUGAGCAUGUAUAUGCACAUGUAUGGAAGGAUUUGUGCAUGCAGAGGUUGGCUGAAGCAGGUAAUAUCAUGUAUGUGGGAGAGUGUGUGUGUUUGUGUGUGUCUGUGUGCGUGUGCGUGCGUUGCUGAGUGAUGAGAUGCGUGUGUGAAUGGCUAGAUCAUUCCGUGUGAGACGCACACAGCAUUCCUACUCUAGUUGGAAUAGCUACUGUAGGUGUAGAAGUGCAUUUAGAAGUGAUUCCUCAUAUCCAAAUCAUUAAGAAGUCACUGCUAUGGCUGAUCGCAAGUCUACGACAAUGACAGAUCAUCUGAGCUUCUAAUGUCUCAACUACCCUGGCGACUUUGUGGCCAGAUGACACUGUAGGAUCUGUAUAGCAUUCACCAUAGUUUAUACCUUACGUGCACAAAAUAGAGAAGUAGUGGUCACUUAAAGGGGACACUUGUAGCUGCUUUGGGUAUGUAGCUGGCCACUGGGUGAGAGUAAAAGGUUGGUAGACCAUUGCACUUCCGUUUUUCAUCUCAUUUCCUUCACAUAAAAAAGGAAAAGAAUAAAAACCAGUCAGCCUUCAUCUUGCGUAGCCUUUUCCUCUUUCAUUGAAAGAGGAAAAGGCUCCAUUUCCUACGCCAGGAAGAAGAAAGCGAUAGCAAGGAAGGAAAAAUAAAAAAAAAUGGAUUCAGGGUAUUGAGUUAUUUCUGGAUAGGAAAAUAAAUAUAUGGGCACAAAGCUGUUGGACUCUUGAGUCACCAAGCCCCACAGAAAUGACUUUGGGGACAAAAACAUUGUCCAGCUCCCCUCCCAGCUAAGGGGAGAUUGGAAAUAGCCUGAACUAUUUCCCUUCCGGCCCCACGUGUCAUAUACUAAGAGGUAGGAAAAGGCUGAGCUUAGCAGCCAAAGCGGUGGCCGAAACUCCCCAGGUGCCCUCCUGGGGGCCUUUUUGUUAUGUGUAAUGUUAUCUCUAUAUGUUUGUUUUGUUAAACUAUGUUGUUGUUUAUGUUGUUUAGCCCUCUUACCAGAUGAAAAUGGCUUCAGUGAAAAGGGGGAGUAAACUUAAAAAUAUGAAUGUAAAUUUAGUCACGAGGUUAAUGAAGUACAGCUGCAUUAAUGGUAGAGUUGGUUUCAGUUCCUUUUUGUUUCUGUUUUGACACAAAUAACCUGUUAAAAGAACCGUAUAACGUCUGGUAUGCAUAUAUACAGUAGUCCUAGGAACAUGUCAGUAAACUUGGGUUCUGUAUCCACAAAGCAUGAGCAACACUUGCUUCCUAACCGUUUAUAUCUUCAGCAAAUCUGGCAUUGUGCGCACAGCUUUUGUUCCCGCUUAUAUUUUCUGCCCUCUUCAUCUUCCAUAUCUCUGUUGAUUUUUUUUUUUUUUUUUUUUUUUUUUUUUAAUUUUAUUCAUUAUAGACCGCAGAUUGGAAAUAUUCCACAGAACUAUCUGCCAUGUCUCAGUCACUAUAUCGGAGCUGUUGAAUUAUUCCUCUGCCCUCAAGCAAACACUCGUGCACUGCACCUCCUCUGGAUGAAGUUCAUAUGUUUCAGUGUGUGUGUGCAUGUGUGUGAUGGUACUGGGGCGCCUUUAGGUUCAGGCAGGAGUGUUAAAACACAGCGUGACCAACUGCAGGGGCGCACAAGCAUCCCCUUGGGUGUGGUUACAAGCCUUUUGCGCGUGGGCGUACGUGUUUCGUGUACGAGAAGUGAGUGACUGCGUGAUAUGAAAACCAAAAUACUGUAAAUCUGCCUAAACAGCAUACCCCUUGGCAGUGUAUGGGCCACCUGUUAUUUUAUUAUUUUUUUUCUGUGGGUUAGUUUCAGUGUAAAAAAGCCUUGCUGUCUCCAAUAAUCUCAAGCCAUUCCUGUAGAUGGACAUGUUUGUGUUUUUGGACCAUUUCUUAUGCCAUAGUUUGCCAUCACGGUUAUCAUACAGACCAAAAGCAUGCAAAUCGACGUAUUGUAGUGACUGGACUGGAAUCUGGUGGUAAUAUACAACUAUUUACUGUAUGUUUUAGUUAAAAUGAAUGUGCCUCUGCUUUGAUAUUUCAAUAAUUAUCUAUAGUAAGAUGUGAUCUGCCAGAUUUCAACUGUUAAGGUGCCUUGUUAUGGCAUAAGAAAUUUGAAUAGUAAACGAGCAUUUUCUUGAGAAACGACAGUAUAAUUUGGAGAUAGAGUUCAUGGCUUUGUUUGCUAUGAAGCUGUUCAUAGAUGUAGGGGUGUGGCUAAACUGUUUUGGUAUCGUGUACAUGUCUAGGGUAAUACUGUGCCAUAUAGAGCCCACAGAAUAUGUUAAUGUUAUUUUUAAAAGAUGUUUUAAUGUUGCCUGAUGACUUUGUCUUUAGAUUUGAUACGAAGGCUUGUAGCCACAGCUCUCCCAAAGUCUGUAGUCUCCUCCCCCCCGACCUCCCUCUUGUUCUCUCUCUCUCCCCUCGUUUCCGUCUCCCUUUUCUCUUUCUCUUUGCUGCAAUCAAACAAAAUAAAGUAUUAACCUGAUGACCCAAUGAAAUCA
Messenger RNA from Acanthopagrus latus (yellowfin seabream), 10894 nucleotides. It is a transcript of the gene zbtb4, whose product is annotated as zinc finger and BTB domain containing 4. Gene Ontology annotation, biological process: regulation of DNA-templated transcription. NCBI's taxonomy places the organism in Eukaryota, Metazoa, Chordata, Actinopteri, Spariformes, Sparidae. The coding region runs from base 2043 to 7805 and encodes 1920 amino acids. The transcript has 8 exons. The record is from RefSeq and is a predicted model, not a curated record. Gene Ontology annotation, molecular function: DNA-binding transcription factor activity, RNA polymerase II-specific; RNA polymerase II cis-regulatory region sequence-specific DNA binding.